Microplitis demolitor is the source of this 3829-nucleotide messenger RNA. RefSeq names its product zinc finger Y-chromosomal protein 2. Gene Ontology annotation, cellular component: nucleus. Lineage: Eukaryota; Metazoa; Arthropoda; Insecta; Hymenoptera; Braconidae. The transcript is spliced from 2 exons. Gene Ontology annotation, molecular function: transcription coregulator activity. Gene Ontology annotation, biological process: regulation of transcription by RNA polymerase II. The record is from RefSeq and is a predicted model, not a curated record. Bases 169 to 3291 code for a protein of 1040 amino acids.
AUAAAAAUAAUAAAAAAUGUCGUUUCAUUGCGGGUACGUCUGAAGUAGUAAUAAAAAGGAGGUUAAGUAUCUAUACAUAAUUAUUAAUACAGCUUUAUAAUUUUAUAUAUUGACACAAAACACUUACAAAGUUAACCGGAGUAGCCUAUAAGGCAAUAAGAUGAUCAAAUGUCUCGUGAGGACGUAGUUUUUACGUCAAUAAAAUCAAAAUUGAUACCAAGAAUAAAUCAAUACAGAGAAAUAAUAAAUGUUGAAAAACUAUUCAAAUUUACGCCGGAGAGUGUUGAUGUUAAUGAGGAUUUAACGUAUCAGGUAACGACAAAUUUACAUCAGUUAACUAGUAAUUAUUAUUAUUAUAAUAAUAAACCAAAGAAAGACUUUAAUAUUAUAAAAUUGUCUGCUGAUGAAGAUACUGUUGACUCUGCGAGAUGGAAUACAUUUGAUCAAGUAGAUUGUCCAGAUCUAUCUCAUAAUUUGUUGAUAAAACAUCAGCAGCAUGCUAGUGGUCGACAGACACCAGUGCAAGAUGAUAUUGAAACAGUGGACGACAUUGAGAAGUGGUUAGAAGCGUGUGCUGACUCUUCUGCAAUACCACCAGCGGAAAUGGAUCCAAUAAAGUGUGGGCAGCUUGAGGGAGUCGACAGGUACCUGGGCGACGAGCUGCCUCACGGGUUCUUGGAAAAGGAUCCCGACACGCUAUCAAUAGACAUCGACUUGUCGGACAAAAAACUCAAUCUGGGUUACGACCCGAUUUUGCAGGAAUUGGAGAGUGAAAAGUUGCUGGAAGUUUGUGAGAAAGACGGUUUUAUAAUGCCGGAGUUCCAGCUUGAUAAGCUGGAUCCCAUGACACUUGCGCCCAAUGACAUGAUGGUCGCUGGUGAAAUACUUCCGUCAACCAGCAUCAAUAAUUCAUCAACGCUUGCUAUCAAUGGACACCAGGAUAUUUAUUCUGGUGACAUUAAAAAGGCUAGUGGUGGAGACACUGAUGACAUUUGCGAUGAAUCAUCUCAAGUUUAUGAUUUACAAAACAAGUUUGAUGAUGACGAUGAGGCUAAUGUUGACAAUAUUGUUAAUAUUAUUAACGAAAGUGAUUUGAACAACUACGAUGAUGGUAAUCAAGAUGACAUUAAUGAUGAUGAUGAUGAUGAUGAUGAUAAUAAUGAAGUAUUUGAUGAAAUCAAUUCCGUGAGUACGGUAUCGAUUGAUGCAGCAGAUACGUCACUUUCUGCUGCUGAUAAUUUGCUGGAAAAAACUAAAGCUGCGAGCAUACUGAUGUCUAAGCGCCACAAAGUACCUGAACAACUGGACGAUGGUAAUGUACAUGACCAGGUUGUAGAACAAGAGCAAGGGGGUCAGAGUAAAAAUAAAGAUGAAAUUAUGGCUGUGGUUGCCAUUUCAACAGACAAACGUUCCAAUAUGACGCAAAUUGUUAUAAAUACUGGCAAAGGCGAACAAAUAUAUCGGGGUAAAACGUCUGAAUUGAUGGAAGCUACUGGUUAUUUUUCGAAAAAUUCAAAUAUUAAAACAGCGUUGACUAAUAUUAAUACGGAAACAAUUAAUAGUUGUACGGAAGUGAACGGAUCGUAUUCGUUGAGUAAUCAAGAAGCUGUUAUAUCAAAAGCACUCGAGGAGCUGGGGUACAGUGAAGAUAAUUUGGUCUCGGUGACACUGCCUGAUAAUGGUAAAAUGUGGAUAUGUCCACGUGAUGAUUGUCACAGAGAAUUUAAUCGUCUGUACGCAUUGAAAGGUCAUAUUUUAGCUCAUUACGGUGUUCGUCCAUUCAAGUGUGAUUAUGAAGGAUGCACAUGGGCUUUUCAUUCAGAAUUCAAAUUAAAGCGCCAUAAAGAAACUCAUUUGAAGCGUAAAGAUUAUGUGUGUCAAGUUGAAGGCUGUAAUAAACGUUUUACGACCGUCUACAAUUUGUGGACACAUGAAAAAUUACACACAAGACCCAAUCGGAUCGCUUGCCAGGUUCCUGAGUGUGAGGAAAAAUUCCAGACCAAGCGAGCGCUGGAGUUACACAUGAAAACACAUGACCAGAGUCACGCGCCUUAUGUGUGCAUGCACGAAGGCUGCGGUAAACGUUACUACAGCAGCAACGCGCUUACAUCUCACCAGCGGUGCCACAGUUACAAGGAAAUAGACAUCAAGUGCUCGUGGCCAGGUUGCGGGAAGAUAUUUGAUAAGCCGUGUCGGCUCAAAGCGCACUUGCGAUCUCAUACUGGAUCCAAACCGUAUCUGUGCACGUUUGCUGGGUGCUCAUGGGCAUUCACGUCAUCCAGUAAACUCAAGAGACAUGAGAAGAAACACACCAAUGAAAGGAAAUUUAUUUGCGAUGUCACAGGAUGCAGCAAAGCUUUCAUGCGCUCGGAACAUUUGAAGGAACACAAACUUACACACUCCGAGGGACGUUAUUUUCAGUGUUACAUUUGCGAAGCGAGCUUUUCAGCUAAGAGUAGUUUGUAUGUACAUAUUAAAAAACAUCAGAAUAAAAUAAUAACAGAGUCUGCUACUGAUAGUAUUCAAUCGCUGGGCACCAGACUGACGUUUACUGAAGGAGAUAAUUUAGAUAACUUUUGUAAUGGAUUGCCAAUGGACUUGGAGUCGGAGAUUGUGAAUAAUAAUCAGCUGCAGGAGUCAUUUAUUGCUGAAAAUCUUGUCAAUUCUACAAGCAGUGGUGCGCUGGUUGAUAAGACGGUUGUUAAUGAAAUAAUAACAGCAAAACCAAAAUUUUCUUGUCCUAUUGAGAAUUGCUCGCGAACUUACAUGAAAAAAGUAUCACUAAAAUCACAUAUUAUUAAAUUUCAUGGGUACUGUAUUGAAGAAAAUGAAUUAAGUCAAUCAUCUGAAACUGACUAUGUUUUGUAUGCUAAUAAUUUGAACAAUACUUUGAAGACAACGCGGUGUAUUAACGUCAAUGGGGAAGGUGAUAUUGAAAUAGUUGAUACAGUAUCAGAAUUAUCGAGUUUACCAGAACCUAAGCCACCACCAAAUGAUAAAUUAUUGAAACAUAUUAAUAAUCGUGCUAAAGAUGUUAGUAAUCAUGGGUCUGCAAGAACUGGACUGACGUAUGCUGACAUUUGGAAAAUAAAAAGUGAAAAAAAUUUAACAUUCAAUGACCCAAUUAUUGGACCGUCUGAUGUCGUACUUGGGACAGCAGAUCUAGCUGAUGGUCUUUUACUGCCAGAUGAAUUACCCUCGAUGUAUUAUCACGAUGACAUGGCUGGUAGUGAGUGUCAAAUUUUAUUACUUGACUCCACUACCACGGACUCAGAGACUACUGCAUACUAAUGGACGUCAUUUUUUAUUGUUAUUACUAUUAAUAUCAACAUUAUUUUUUAAUUUUUUAACUAUUAAAUUAAACAAUCGCGUUGUUAAUGAUAAUCAAUAGGAUUACUAUUGAAGUGAUUGAAACAAAUAAAUAAAAUUAAGUAUUUUUUAUAAAUACUUUGAAUUUUUAUAUUUUAAAAAAUUGCAAUUACUGAUUGUUUAAUAUUGUCUAUGAUAAAUUAUAAAUUAUUGGCGUAUUUAAUUAUAAACUAUAUUGAUUAUCAAUAAGUUUUAAUCCAAAGAAUGUAAAAAAACUAUUUGUAUAUAUAAAUUUUGUAAUUUAAAAAUUAAACUCAGUAAUUGUGAUUUUAAUUUUGUAAGUUAUAUAAAAUUGUUUCAAUCAUUUCAAUAUUUGUAAUUUAAUAUAACAUUAAUUAACUUUGUAAAAUGGCCUGUGAUCAAAAACUUAUAAUAGUACUAAUAAUAAUAUAAUAAUAAUGAUAAUAAUAAUAAUAAUAAUUAUAAUAAUAAUACAUUCAUUUAGCCAACAUUAAUAAUC